CAUAUCUCUUUUUUAGGUUGCCGAUACAUCAGUCAAGCUGCUGCCAAAAAGAAUGUUGAUUUUGAAUAUGAUGGUCCACUAAUGAAGACAGAAGUCCCAGGACCACGAUCAAGAGAAUUAAUUAAACAGCUUAACAACAUACAGAAUGCAGAUGCUGUGAAUUUUUUCUGCAAUUAUGAAGAGAGCCGUGGAAAUUAUCUUGUUGAUGUUGAUGGCAAUCGAAUGCUGGAUUUGUAUUCCCAGAUAUCUUCCAUUCCCAUAGGUUAUAAUCACCCAGCCCUAAUAAAAAUUCUACAACAGCCACAGAAUUUGAGCACGUUUGUCAACAGACCAGCUCUAGGCAUUUUACCCCCUGAGAAUUUCACCGAGAAACUGGAGGAAUCCUUGUUAUCUGUUGGACCAAAGGGUUUGGGCCAAAUAGUUACAAUGUCCUGUGGAUCAUGCUCAAAUGAAAAUGCUUUUAAAUCGAUAUUCAUGUGGUACAGAAACAAAGAAAGAGGCCAAAACAGUGCCACAAAAGAAGAGCUGGAAUCCUGCAUGGUUAACCAGUAUCCAGGAUGCCCUGACUACAGCAUUUUAUCAUUUAUGGGUGGUUUUCACGGACGAACUAUGGGUUGCCUAGCAACAACACAUUCUAAAGCUAUUCACAAACUAGAUAUUCCUUCUUUCGACUGGCCUAUUGCCCCUUUUCCAAGACUAAAGUACCCAUUGGAGCAGUUUGCAAAGGAAAACCAAGAUGAAGAGGCCCACUGUUUGGAAGAGGUUGAAGACUUGAUUGUACAAUACAGGAAAAAGAAAAAAACUGUUGCAGGAAUUGUUACAGAGCCAAUCCAGUCAGAAGGAGGAGACAACCAUGCAUCCGAUGACUUCUUUAGAAAACUGAGAGAUAUUGCUCGUAAGCAUGGAUGCGCAUUUUUAGUGGAUGAGGUUCAAACUGGAGGAGGAGCAACUGGGAAAUUUUGGGCCCACGAACAUUGGGGCUUGGACGAUCCAGCUGAUGUUGUUUCCUUCAGUAAGAAAAUGAUGACAGGAGGGUUCUUCUUUAAGGAGGAACUUCGUCCUGAUGCACCUUACCGAAUUUUCAACACCUGGCUUGGUGACCCCUCCAAAACACUUCUGCUGGCCGAAGUUUUAAAUGUCAUAAAGCGAGAGGAUCUCCUAAACAAUGCUGUACAAUCUGGAAAAGUUCUUUUAGAUGGCCUUCUGGAUGUCCAGUCCCGGUAUCCACAUCUUGUGAGCAGAGCUAGAGGUAGAGGGACAUUCUGUGCUUUUGACGCUCCAAAUGAUGCAACCCGGGUUAAGUUAAUAUCACAAGCAAGAAAUAAAGGUGUGGUACUAGGAGGUUGUGGUGACCGAUCCAUCCGCUUCAGGCCAACCUUGGUCUUCAAAGACCACCAUGCACACCUCUUCUUGAACAUCUUCAAUGACAUCCUGAGGGAUUUCAAGUAG
This is a messenger RNA of Staurois parvus, 1449 nucleotides long. Lineage: Eukaryota; Metazoa; Chordata; Amphibia; Anura; Ranidae. The record is from the annotation of a GenBank genome assembly.